GUGGUCUGUUGAUUAUUGGCGCUCUCUCAGUUUAAGUUUCAACUGUGUGAGCUGAUUGUUCUUGCAGCUGUAACCUGCAGUAACAGUUUUGGACGACAUUUAUUUUUUUUAUUUUAACUCAGUGGACAAUUUCAGCAAAUACGCUCCGAGGAAAGCAGCUUUGUUGGCAACAUGCACGUCAUUAAGCGAGAUGGACGCAAGGAAGCAGUUAGUUUUGAUAAGAUCACCUCUCGCAUCCAGAAGCUUUGCUAUGGACUCAAUUCAGACUUUGUGGACCCUACUCAGAUCACGAUGAAGGUGAUCCAGGGUCUGUACAGCGGUGUCACCACUGUGGAGCUGGACACCCUUGCAGCAGAAACAGCUGCGACUUUAACCACUAAACAUCCAGAUUAUGCAGUCCUGGCUGCACGAAUUGCUGUUUCUAACCUGCACAAGGAGACCAAGAAAGUGUUCAGUGAUGUAAUGGAGGACCUGUACAGCUAUGUCAACCCAUUAAGUAGGCGCCAUUCUCCCAUGAUCUCCAAGGAAACAUUAGACAUCAUCCUUGAAAACAAGGAUCGCCUGAACUCAGCCAUCAUUUAUGACAGAGACUUCUCUUACAAUUUCUUUGGGUUCAAGACUCUUGAGCGGUCAUAUUUGCUGAAGAUAAAUGGCAAAGUUGCUGAGCGACCCCAGCACAUGCUCAUGAGAGUGGCUGUUGGAAUUCAUGAAGGGGACAUUGAUGCAGCCAUUGAAACCUACAACCUGCUUUCCGAGAAGUGGUUCACCCAUGCCUCACCCACUCUGUUCAAUGCAGGCACCAACAGACCACAGCUGUCCAGUUGCUUCUUGCUCUCCAUGAAGGACGACAGCAUUGAUGGUAUUUAUGACACGCUGAAGCAGUGUGCCCUUGUCUCCAAAUCAGCUGGAGGCAUUGGAAUAGCAGUCAGCUGUAUCAGAGCAACAGGCAGCUACAUCGCUGGGACAAACGGAACGUCCAAUGGCCUGGUUCCUAUGCUUCGUGUGUACAACAACACGGCGCGUUAUGUUGACCAGGGUGGCAACAAGAGGCCUGGAGCUUUUGCUGUGUACUUGGAGCCGUGGCAUUUUGACGUGUUUGACUUCUUGGAGUUAAAGAAGAACACGGGUAAAGAGGAGCAACGGGCCAGAGACCUGUUCUUCGCCCUGUGGAUUCCAGACCUCUUCAUGAAACGUGUGGAAAGCAAUGAGGACUGGUCUCUGAUGUGCCCCAGUGAAUGUCCUGGGUUGGAAGAGUGCUGGGGAGAGGAGUUUGAAGAGCUGUAUACCCGAUAUGAGAAGGAAGGCAGGGCCAAGCGUGUGGUGAAGGCUCAGCAGCUGUGGUACGCGGUCAUUGAGUCUCAGACAGAAACUGGGACACCAUACAUGCUCUACAAGGACGCCUGCAACAGGAAGAGCAACCAGCAGAAUCUGGGCACCAUCAAAUCCAGCAACCUGUGCACAGAGAUCGUGGAGUACACGAGCAAAGAUGAGGUUGCAGUUUGUAACCUGGCAUCCAUUGCCCUCAACAUGUACGUUAGUCCAGAACGGACCUAUGAUUUCAAAAAGCUAGCAUCUGUCACCAAAGUCAUUGUAAGGAACCUCAACAAAAUCAUUGAUAUCAACUACUACCCAGUACCUGAGGCUGAGAACUCCAACAAGCGUCACAGGCCGGUUGGAAUCGGCGUGCAGGGUCUGGCUGAUGCCUUCAUCCUCAUGCGGUAUCCAUUUGAAAGCCCAGAGGCCCAGUUGCUCAACAUUCAGAUCUUUGAGACUAUUUACUAUUCGGCCCUGGAGGCAAGCUGUGAGCUCGCAGAAGAGCUUGGUGCCUAUGAGACCUACGCCGGCUCCCCUGUCAGCAAGGGGAUUCUUCAGUAUGACAUGUGGGGAAAAACGCCAACCGAUUUGUGGGACUGGGAAGCUCUGAAGGAGAGAAUAGCAAAGCACGGUGUGAGGAACAGUCUGCUCCUGGCCCCCAUGCCCACAGCUUCCACGGCCCAGAUUCUAGGCAACAACGAGUCUAUCGAGCCAUACACCAGCAACAUCUACACGCGCAGGGUGCUCUCUGGGGAGUUUCAGAUUGUGAAUCCCCACCUGCUGAAAGACCUCACAGAAAGAGGUCUGUGGAAUGAUGACAUGAAGAACCAGCUGAUUGCUCAGAAUGGCUCCAUCCAGGAUAUUGAAGAGAUCCCCGAGGACCUAAAGCAGCUCUAUAAAACAGUGUGGGAAAUCUCCCAGAAGACCGUGCUCAAGAUGGCGGCAGACCGCGGUGCUUAUAUUGACCAGAGCCAGUCCCUUAACAUCCACAUUGCUGAGCCAAACUAUGGCAAACUGACCAGCAUGCAUUUCUAUGGCUGGAAGUUGGGCCUGAAAACUGGCAUGUACUACCUGCGGACGAAGCCUGCUGCCAACCCCAUUCAGUUCACCCUGAACAAGGAGAAACUAAAGGAGGCCCAGUCAGUGAAGAGCGUGGAGGAGGAGACCAAGGAGCACAACAUGGCUGCCAUGGUGUGUUCACUAGCAAAUAAAGAUGAUUGUCUAAUGUGUGGCUCCUAAGGAAAGUGUUCCUUUACAAAAGAUGUUUCUAUAUUCACAUUUUUUUCAAGAUAUAUAUUUGAAACUUCUGUUUU
Messenger RNA from Betta splendens (Siamese fighting fish), 2627 nucleotides. Its product is annotated as ribonucleoside-diphosphate reductase large subunit-like. The transcript has 19 exons. Gene Ontology annotation, biological process: DNA replication; deoxyribonucleotide biosynthetic process. Gene Ontology annotation, cellular component: ribonucleoside-diphosphate reductase complex. The record is from RefSeq and is a predicted model, not a curated record. Gene Ontology annotation, molecular function: ribonucleoside-diphosphate reductase activity, thioredoxin disulfide as acceptor; ATP binding. Bases 172 to 2553 code for a protein of 793 amino acids. NCBI's taxonomy places the organism in Eukaryota, Metazoa, Chordata, Actinopteri, Anabantiformes, Osphronemidae.